This is a messenger RNA of Nymphalis io (European peacock), 766 nucleotides long. It is a transcript of the gene Cypl, whose product is annotated as peptidyl-prolyl cis-trans isomerase-like 1. The coding region runs from base 233 to 748 and encodes 171 amino acids. The record is from RefSeq and is a predicted model, not a curated record. Gene Ontology annotation, biological process: protein peptidyl-prolyl isomerization; protein folding. Gene Ontology annotation, molecular function: peptidyl-prolyl cis-trans isomerase activity. Lineage: Eukaryota; Metazoa; Arthropoda; Insecta; Lepidoptera; Nymphalidae. Gene Ontology annotation, cellular component: catalytic step 2 spliceosome. The transcript is spliced from 2 exons.
UACAUACCUACAUACCACUCCGUUUUAUUAUCUUGGGUCAUCAUUGACAAGCUCAUCAUAUUUAAUUACAAUUUUAUUAAUAAUCACUUUUUACAUAUCAACUAAAAUAAUAUUAAAUUUAAACUUUACUUAUUGCACGACGUUUCGAAUUAAUGUAACAAGAGUUUUGUGAUAUUCUUAUGUUGAAUGAUUUUUUGAAUCAUAACGCUUUCGUGUAUUUACUUUACCAAUCAUGCUAGGCUAUGCAAACGCUGGAAUCCCAGAUAAAUCCUGGCAACCACCAGUUGCUGUACUGGAAACAACAAUGGGUACCAUCACAGUAGAAAUGUACUGGAAACAUUCACCUCUCACAUGCCGAAACUUUAUGGAACUAGUAAGAAGAGGUUAUUAUAAUAACACUAAAUUUCACAGAGUCAUAAGAGAUUUUAUGAUUCAAGGUGGUGAUCAUACAGGAACUGGUAAAGGUGGUCAAUCAAUAUAUGGACCUCACUUUGAUGAUGAACUUAAUUCUAAUUUAAAGCAUACAGGUGCCGGUAUACUGUCUAUGGCUAAUUCUGGUCCAAAUACAAAUGGGUCUCAAUUUUUUAUAACUUUAGCACCAACACAGUGGCUUGAUGGUAAACAUACUAUAUUUGGAAGAGUUCAAAGUGGGAUGGCAGUUGUGAAAAGAAUAGGUUUAGUAGAGUGUGAUAAAAAUGAUUGUCCUGUUGAUGAUAUUAAAAUUGAAAGAUCUUAUAUUCCAAAAUAAAUACAUAACUUGUUAUAA